This is a messenger RNA of Cyclocybe aegerita, 1434 nucleotides long. NCBI's taxonomy places the organism in Eukaryota, Fungi, Basidiomycota, Agaricomycetes, Agaricales, Hemipholiotaceae. The record is from the annotation of a GenBank genome assembly.
AUGGACCCACUUUCCCGCCAUCCGCACUUCCCACCACCGCCAGGCCCACUCAGAGGAGAACGCACCGUCAACCCACGUCGUCGUCUCGCGCCAUUGCACCCAGCACCUCACCUGGUACCUUUUCCGAGCCCACUGCCCCAAUCGCUGACGCGAUCCGAGCCGAACUGGACAGGUACGCAUGCGCUUUCCGUACACGUCCUCCCAGCCGCCUUCCCGCGUGCUGGGACAUCGCCUGGGGGUGUGCCUGAGGUGCCGGCUCCGGAUGCUUUCAAGAACAAAGCGGAAAGAGUGAAGUGGAUGGGAGAGCUCUCGGAGAGGAUGGUGUGGGAGAAGGGGCAGUCGGAUGGGCCAUUCCCCGACGCGGGGGCAAGAAUUAGAGUUGAGGAGAAGGGACUUUGGAGCGUUGUACUCAGAAUUAGGAGGAAGGAAGGAAAGAAGGAGAGCGGGAGGAAGGGUGUGACGCUCGUUGCAACGCACCCAAUUGGGUUUCAUAAGGAGACCUGGGAGCCUCUUUUCAAGCACCUCAUACAACUUACAGAAAGCGACUCCUCGGCAAUCCGAAUCGAAGAGAUCUGGUCUUUGGAGGCGUUCAAUCACGGAGACGCUGCCCUCAUAAACGGCCCGUACCUCCCUAGACUGCCCGAUAGAUCAGACUACGGACGCGACCUUGCGAACUUCCUCCUUCACCACCUCCCAGACUCCGUGGACACCUUGGAGAAAGACCUUCCCUUCCACCUCCCGCGUCUCGCGUCAGCUACCUCUUCAACGCAUGUCAAGAGCGGCUUCGCAGACCGGACGCUAGUGGCCCUCGGGCAUUCUCUAGGCGGAGACGCUACUGCCGUCUGCGGGAUAAGCUACCCCAAACUCUUCUCCGCACUCAUCUUGAUGGAGACAACGCUCUUCCCGCCAUCAAGGAACAGUCCCAAGCGUCGCACCACGAUCAUUUUGGGCACGAUGGGCCGGCGGUCGUGGUGGGACUCAAGAGAGGAGGCGAAGAAGGCCCUCCUCAAGAGCCCUCUCUUCCAAGCGUUCGACCCGGCUGUCUUCGAUGCGUACAUCGAGCACGGGAUGUAUCUGGAUGGGAAGACGGGGAAGGUGCAUUUGAAGUGCCCGCCCACUGCCGAAGCCUCAGAGUACACGGAGAGCCGGACCAUGAAUGAAGGCUGGGAGCUCCUCCCGACGCUCGACGACAGCGUUGAGCUGCGUUGGGUCAUGGGUGGGACGGACGAGGCAAGCAACUUGGUGGGCGGCCCGGCUAUUGCGCGCUUAACAGUGUGGCGUCGCCCGACGAACGUGUCGAAUGUUAGAAUUCCUGGAGGAGGGCAUUUGAUCGUCCAAGAAAAGCCCCGAGAAGUUGCUGAGGACAUCGCGUUGUUCCUGUCCCGUAAAUAUGGUUCGAAUGGAGAGGAGAAGAAGAUACAAUCGAAGAUGUAG